CGUGUUAGUACGGCGGACGGAUAAUUCAGAUUUCAGGCCUCAGGCAGCAGCAGGAGCAGCAUCAAAUCCAACGACUGCCGACGCCGAAUCACGCCACUUUUGUCGUCAUUCUGCUGGUAGGUGACGCAAAAUUGGUUUCGGUCGCCGCGCGGAAAGGAUGAACUGAGGCGUUUUGUGUUCUUCGAAAUUGGCAGCGUGGACGAGGGGCCAAAACCACCACCAUGAAGUACCUCACCAAGGAACAACUCUCCGGCUUCGAGCACUACAAGUACAGCUCGAUAGACACCAGUCCCCUGAGUAUUUAUGUGAUGCACCCGUUUUGGAACACAGUAGUCAAGUUGUGUCCAAGAUGGGUGGCGCCAAAUCUGCUGACGUUUGUGGGAUUCCUGUUCACAGUCCUCAAUUUUUUCCUUUUUUCGUAUCUCGACUACAAUUUCUACGCGUCGAGCGCCGACCAUCCUGAAGUGCCGCCCCUGCCCAGGUGGUUAUGGGCAGUGGCAGCCCUCAAUCUGUUCCUAGCUUACACGUUAGAUGGAAUCGAUGGUAAGCAAGCACGACGGACUCAGACGAGUGGCCCCCUUGGGGAACUCUUCGACCACGGCCUGGACUCCUACACAACCGUCUUCAUCGUCACCUGCAUGUACUCGGCGUUCGGCCGGACCGAUCACAGUGUGUCACCUAUCAGAAUGUACUUUUGUUUCUGGAACAUCUUCCUCAACUUCUUCAUCUCUCACUGGGAGAAGUACAACACGGGCGUUCUCUUCUUGCCGUGGGGCUAUGACGCCUCAAUGCUGGCAACCAUGGCAACCUUCACAGUGACAGCAUUUUAUAGCCACACAAUUUGGAACUUUGACGUGUUUGGCAGUGUGACAUGUGGACAAUUGUUUGAAUUAGUGUUCUACGUCAGCGCAAUUCUCUUCAAUGUACCCGUUUCCGUGUACAAUGUCUAUUUAUCUUAUCGAGACAAAACAGGGAAAAUGCGAACGCCCUUGGAGGCAUUCCGGCCCUGCUUCUCGGUAGUUGGCUUUCUGGGCCUGUGUUCCUUUUGGGUGGUCUAUUCGCCGAACAAUGUGAUUGAAAUUGACCCGAGAGCCAUUUAUUUCAUGACGGGCACCAUCUUCUCUAAUAUCUGUUGCCGACUUAUUGUCUCGCAAAUGUCAAACACAAGGUGUGAAGCCCUGCACUGGAUCAUCCCACCUCUAUCUAUCAUGGUGCUAGUGCUGGUUUAUGUGCCUGCAGCUGCUGCUUUUGAGCUGCCCCUGCUUUACGCAGUAACUUUUUUAGCCACCAUCACUCAAAUUCACUACGGCACCUGUGUGGUGCAAGAAAUGUGCCAUCACUUCAAAAUAGAGUGUUUCCGAAUCAAGGACAAGUCGGCUUGACUUCUGUGGGACAACACAAAAUGCUAAAAUCCUCAUCCGACUCGUCACCUUUUCCUCAGUUCUUUGGGUUGCAGUUGUGUUGUCAGUUACUUUCAAGUGUGUUAAUUUACCUCCGGACACCACCUCUGUGGAUCAAAUAUUUCAAUUUCACUGUCUGACUUCUUGGAUCGAAAGAGAACUCGACAGUCUAUUUCUGCCAGCAUACGACUUUUAGGUUUCAUAAAGUUUCCAAUACGAUCUGUGCGGGAUGAAUUGAGAAUUUUCAAAAGUCUUAAUGAAUAUAUUUACUCAAAAUUUGUGAGCGGUUUAGCAAAAAUCAAAUAGCUAGGUACAAAGGAGGAGGUUACGUUCCUCCUUUAAAAUCAUAUCAGUGGGGUUCAAGUUUUAUUGCUUUUAUCUGUAAGAGAAGAAAUUAAUCACCAUGAAUUGCUUCUGUAACCAUAUAUUAGUUUUUAAUUGUUAGUUCUUGCAACGCUUUUGGAUUCCAUCGAAUAUUUUAAAAGUGUUUUUCAUUCCUAGUCUUGCUUCUGUUGUAAAGAGCACAACAUCAGCUAUGCGUGGGUUGGUAUUAUGAGGGAUAAUUAAUUUGGAAGUUUGCUUACAAUAGCCAAGUCAAGAUUUUGAUAGAAAGUUUGAUUUUCAAAUUGAAAUGAUAUUUUGGACGAGUCAAUUUUUGCAACAAUCAUCAGCGUUCGUUCCACACUUGAAUAUAUUACCUCUGGGUAAAAAUCUGUCUUUCACCCCUUUAUGAAUGUUGCCCAUUGAAUUUAAAAACGCUGUAUACACAUGCUCAUUUUACUACUAAGUGAAGAAUUAACUGUACCAAUGGACAUACAAAAAACAGCAGUGCGUCUAGCAAUUUCAGCUUCCAUUUGUACCUCAUUUUGUGUCAAAUAUUUUACCAAAAGCCGGGGUGCACACGCAGCUUUUUUCAUACAUAUGUAGUAUGAGAUUUAAAUUAUAUAAUAAAUGUGUAAAAUUAGGCCAGCAUGUUUCCAUGUGCAAAUCGUAUAUAAACAUAAUUAAUAAUCAAUUGAGUAGUUCUGUAAAUUCAAACGCGUAGUAGAUUUGCAUGAUCAUGUACAAAAAGCUGUGGAACGAAAUACUAAUAAUAAUUAUCUCUGUAUGCUCUGGUCUAUCGAAGUGGCAGUCACGAUCAAACGAACAAGUUAAUUGUGGACAUGUAAUAUUUUUGCAGUGCAGAGCAAGUCUCUGGCACACGGCCAUAUAUAUUAUUUGAAAACAAAAUGGAACACCACUGGUUUGUGUACUACUCAACAGAAAAAUAAAAUUUUGCUAUUUGUAGCAGAUU
Neocloeon triangulifer is the source of this 2694-nucleotide messenger RNA. RefSeq names its product ethanolaminephosphotransferase 1-like. NCBI's taxonomy places the organism in Eukaryota, Metazoa, Arthropoda, Insecta, Ephemeroptera, Baetidae. Gene Ontology annotation, cellular component: endoplasmic reticulum membrane; Golgi apparatus. The coding region runs from base 222 to 1382 and encodes 386 amino acids. Gene Ontology annotation, molecular function: ethanolaminephosphotransferase activity. Gene Ontology annotation, biological process: phosphatidylethanolamine biosynthetic process. The record is from RefSeq and is a predicted model, not a curated record. The transcript is spliced from 8 exons.